AUGUGUUUGAAUGCCACCAAAAUGACGACAUGCAUGGAAAUUGGAAGUAAUUUUCAGGCCAUUCAGGCUAUUCAGGCUACUAUGAUCCUUUCAACCAUACUUUGUUGUAUUGGACUUCUGAGCUUUGGUCUUCAACUGUUCCGGCUGAAACAAGGAGAGCGAUUUGUAUUCACUGCUAUCAUCCAAAUGUUGUCAUGUCUUUGUGUUAUGAUUGCAGCUGCAAUCUACUCUUCCAUGUAUGAGAAGUUUCACCCAGACUUGGACAUUAAGAAUGGCACAUUUGGAUAUUCCUUCAUCCUCGCCUGGAUUGCCUUUGCUUUCACUUUAAUUAACAGUAUCAUGUACUUAAUACUUAGAAAACGCAAAUAA
Staurois parvus is the source of this 369-nucleotide messenger RNA. The record is from the annotation of a GenBank genome assembly. Lineage: Eukaryota; Metazoa; Chordata; Amphibia; Anura; Ranidae.